This is a messenger RNA of Nycticebus coucang (slow loris), 1174 nucleotides long. It is a transcript of the gene GCHFR, whose product is annotated as GTP cyclohydrolase I feedback regulator. Bases 547 to 801 code for a protein of 84 amino acids. Gene Ontology annotation, biological process: negative regulation of biosynthetic process. Lineage: Eukaryota; Metazoa; Chordata; Mammalia; Primates; Lorisidae. The record is from RefSeq and is a predicted model, not a curated record. The transcript has 3 exons. Gene Ontology annotation, cellular component: cytoplasm; nucleus. Gene Ontology annotation, molecular function: GTP cyclohydrolase binding.
CACCAAAGCUGUAGAGGCAUCCCUGGUUGGGGUGUGCUGGAGCUUAGGGAGGCCUCGACAAGAUCGCCGUUUGCUCUCAGCUCUACCCCACAGGAAUCCGGCGGGACGAGCAGGACUUUGGAACCCGAUGGGGAAAUGUUGCAGGAAGAGGGAGCGGGGUCAACAGGCAGGCUAGCGCCACGGCCUCCACAGUCAGUCGAGUCCGGCGGGUCACCUUCACCUCCCCGCCGCGGGCGCGCGCCUCUCCCCCCACACCUCCUCCCGCGGCUGGACUACCAGACGGAAGCCGCGUGUCAGUCCAGGGUCCAAGUCUACGGCCAGGAGGGCAGGGGCGGGCUCCGAUCCGCCGAAUGCCCGGCGCGUCACAGCCUCAGCUACUGAUUGGCGGUCCACUGCGGUCACGGGCCAGGAGCCGCGGGAUUGGCGCCGCCCGUGGUGAGAGCUGAACUAACGGGACUCCGGGCGGCGGGUCCAGAAGCAAGAGGGGCUAGUGUUGGCUCGGAGCCAAGAGCCGCAGAGUGGGAGCCUGACCGGGACACGCGCAUCAUGCCCUACCUGCUCAUCAGCACCCAGAUCCGAAUGGAGGUGGGCCCCACCAUGGUGGGCGAUGAACAUUCGGAUCCAGAGCUAAUGCAGCAUCUGGGGGCCUCCAAAAGAAGUGUCCUGGGAAACAACUUCUGUGAGUACUACGUCAAUGACCCUCCUCGCAUAGUCCUGGACAAGCUGGAACGCAGGGGCUUCCGUGUGUUGAGCAUGACAGGGGUGGGCCAGACACUGGUGUGGUGCCUGCACAAGGAGUGACCUUCUCUCUGGAGUGACCCCUGCACAAGGGGUGCUCCUCUCUGGAGGGGCUGCCAUGGGUCUUUUCCUCAAGCCCUCACCUUACUGAUUGCCUUGCCCCCAUCUUCCCAGAUUGUCCUUGCACUUGGUCCAUCCCCAACAGGUAGAGAAUGGCCUUGGCAACUCUGCCUUGGCCACUGGGGGAGGGGAGCGCCCCUUGCCCCAGUGCUCCCAGCUGCCCUCCUGCUUCAGGCCUGACCUGAGGGCCGAUGGCAGACCGUGUUCUGUGGGCAGGCUGCCCUGCUGUACUGGCACUCCAGUAGAGGAUGAUGCCAGGACUCGGCGGGUGGGUCCUGUGUAGCUUGUCCAAGCCAAUAAAGAGCUGUGAUGAGUG